AUGGUGCAUCAUGACGUCUUCGCUCCUCCAGCUGAACGGGUCACAUCCCUCCAUCCGCGCUUCUUGGCCGAAUGUCACAGCUUGCUCAAGCCCCGAGCGGACACCCAUACUUCCCGGCUCGAAGCUCUUUCGGCGGUCCUUUCCUCCUCUUCCACAGACACGGAUGCGAAGGCAGUAUGGCUCGCUGAGCCCGGUGCAUCUGCCUUCUACUAUACCGGUGCCUUUUCCAGCUCGGACUGGUUUCUCUCCGAGCGCCCCUUCCUCAUCGCCAUCUCCCCCUCCACCAACUCCUCCUCCUCAGCGGACAUCCUCUUCCUCACGCCUGAGUUCGAAAAACUCCGUGCUCAGCUUCUUCCGCUUCCUCAAGAAGUACAAGCCAGAGUCAGAUGGGUCAGCUGGAGAGAACACGAAUCGCCCUAUCUCGUCCUUGAGCGGGCGCUAGGGCAUCAGACGGCUAUCAUACUAGAUGGACGGGUGCGGGAGUUUGUGGGCGCGGGAGUGCGGAGUGCUUUCGGGUAUGAGGUCGUUCGAGCGGGAGAGGGCAUGAAGGGGGAUGUCCAGGUGUUGAGGGAGAGGAAGGACGAGCGGGAGAUUGGGCUGUUAAGGUGUGCGAAUCAGAUGACUCUACAUGCUAUCCGAAAGACACGGUCCAGGAUGCGGUUCGGGAUCACCGAGUCGCGCACUGGCGAGAUCCUCCGGGCGGAAAUGCGAGCUGUCGGUCUGUCAGGCGGAGAUGGGCUCGUGCUUUUCGGAGAGAAUGCAGCGCUGCCUCAUGGGUCCGGGACGGACCGGAAACUUACCAAGAUGGAUAUGAUCCUCAUUGAUGCGGGAGGCAAGUGGGGAGGCUACGUAGCGGAUAUCACGAGGACCUUCGCCCUCCCCAAAUCCCAAAUCUCAAACCACCAUCUCCGGAUCUGGGAGACUGUCCGCCGUGCCCAACUCGCAGCGCACGAUCGUCUCCUCUAUCCCUCUCAUCACGCCAGUACCAAUACCUCCACCCUCUUCUCCGACCUCGAUAUCGCCGCUCGGGCAGUCAUCUCGCACGCGUACCCCACCGCUUCCCCCGCAGAGCCGUUCGAGCCAGACUACUCUGUCUUCACCCAUCGACUGGGACACGGGAUCGGCCUGGAAGGGCACGAGUCGCCAUACGUCGUACAGGGUCCAUUAGGGUCCGGGGCGGUCCAGCCGGGCCACGUCUUCAGUCUGGAGCCGGGGGUAUAUCUGCCCCGAGUGGACGGGGAGGGGGAGGGGGAGGGGGAGGGCGUGGGCGUGAGAUUGGAAGAUUGCUUCGUGGUCACAGAUCUGGGAGAGGGCAAGUUAGGUGGAAGAUGGUUGAGUGGGCCAGUAAGAAGCUGGGGUGAAGUAUAA
Messenger RNA from Dioszegia hungarica, 1368 nucleotides. Its product is annotated as peptidase M24, structural domain-containing protein. The record is from RefSeq and is a predicted model, not a curated record. NCBI's taxonomy places the organism in Eukaryota, Fungi, Basidiomycota, Tremellomycetes, Tremellales, Bulleribasidiaceae. The transcript is spliced from 4 exons. The coding region runs from base 1 to 1368 and encodes 455 amino acids.